AUGACACCCUCUUCUAUUGACCUCUUGUAUCUCACGUUCAACUGUGCCAAGAACCUUCUCGACGUCCCCGUCUUCGGCAGCCAUUUGCAAACCGCCUUUCGUCAAAACGCAACUGGUCUACCAGAGGUGGUUGUUCUCUCGUUACAGGAGGUGGCACCCUUGGCGUACUCCUUCAUUGGUGGUUACUUCUUGAACCCGUACCUCUCACGAUACGAACAAGCCAUCAAUAUCGCCGCUCAACAUAUAAUCGACGAUCUAUCGAGCCGAGAUAGCGAGACUGUUAACACUGCGCCCACUGCCCUCCCCUCGAAGCCAUACACACUUGUGCGAGGCAAAAAUGUGGGCUACACCGCCAUACUGCUCUUCGCUCGCGAGCCUUCAAGGCUAAAGAAUAUUCAAGAGGCGGAAGUCGGAUUUGGGGCCGCUGAGAUAGGGAACAAGGGCGCUGUCGGUCUACGCAUGCUCUAUGAAGUUGAUGGUGGCUCAUCUGAGCUUACCUUUGUCGCAACACACCUGGCGGCUAUGGAAUGGAACUUGCCCCGGCGUAACGCCAACUGGGCUGCUAUAAUGCGUGGUAUGGCUUUUGAAAACCCAGAAGUGGUUGUGAAUAGCUACAAGACCUCUGUCACCCCAUCUCCAGCCUCAACACCACCUGCCGAGGACGAGCCCGAGCGUGCGCGCCUCCUCGAUAAUGAACACAACGAGCAACACUUACAACUUCAACAACAGUUGCACAACAUCUCCGUUUUCAGGCCCUCGUCAUUUCUCUUUGUUGCCGGUGAUCUAAAUUAUAGGAUAUCUACCACGUCCCCGCCGCCUUCCGCUACAUUCCCCAGUCUAGACCCGGAUUCGGAGAACUACUAUCCAGAUUUUUUCCGCCUCGAUCAGCUUACUCGUGAACGUAACGCUGGUCGGACUUUACAUGGGCUAUCAGAGCACGAGGUGCGCUUCCCGCCGACUUACAAGUACGAUGUGCUACCACCACGACCUGGCACGCGAGAGCCUGAGCUUGACGUGCCCUGGAAAUUUGCAGUUCAUCGCUAUCCAAGUUGGACAGAUCGGAUCCUUUUUCUCGAUGUACCUUCAUGGCUCAAAAAAGGGAAUAGCCAGGACCCCAAGCUCAACGUUCGUGCUUAUGACUGUCUUCCAGUACUGCGUAUGAGCGACCAUCGUCCAGUGUACCUACGUAUCGACGUGCCCCUCAUUUCACCGAGUGAUAUGGCCCCGCCGUCAGACCUGGAUUGUGGUGUAAGCAAGGACCCUCGGGCCCGACUCCCUAUGGAAAUUGACCCAGAGGCCUGGGAGCGCCGGGCCGCCGCACGCCGUAAGGAGGUCAUGGCAGGCUGGAGCAUGUACCUCUGGAGUACUAAGGAGGGUGCCUGUAUCCUGGCCACAGUACUCGCUUUUGGUGCAGGUGUGUACUGGUUGCACCGGCGGUUCUGA
Messenger RNA from Fusarium tjaetaba, 1443 nucleotides. Its product is annotated as phosphatidylinositol phosphate phosphatase. Bases 1 to 1443 code for a protein of 480 amino acids. The transcript has 2 exons. Lineage: Eukaryota; Fungi; Ascomycota; Sordariomycetes; Hypocreales; Nectriaceae. The record is from RefSeq and is a predicted model, not a curated record. Gene Ontology annotation, molecular function: phosphatidylinositol-4,5-bisphosphate 5-phosphatase activity. Gene Ontology annotation, biological process: phosphatidylinositol dephosphorylation.